GCUAUUGAUUUGGCUGACAAAACAAAUGCCUGGCCUGUUUUUCAAGAAGCAAACCGUCUAUGAUGGCACGUUUAUUUUUGCUCUGUAUACUUCAUCUUUUCGUCUGCAUCACUGUCCAGGGAAGUGUAUACUUAAUCACUGCACCUAAACUGCUGCGACUCGAUGCUUCGGAAAAGGUGGUGGUGGAGUUGUUCGGUUAUGACAAGGAAAUUACAGUAGCUCUUAAGCUAAAGAACACACUAGCACCAAGUUAUAAAGAAUAUGCAUCUCAGUCCCUGAAGCUCAACGCUGCGAAUAACUAUCAAGCAUCGGCUACUUUACGGAUAAUGCCGACAGAUUUCCCUAAAGAGGACAAUUAUGUCUACCUUCAGGCGAUUUCCUCUGCUUUCACUGCACAUGAAAAAAUCCCAGUCACUACUGUUAACGGUUUUCUCUUUAUCCAGACUGACAAGCCGUUAUACACACCCGAACAAGAGGUACAAGUGCGAGUUUACUCCCUCAACGAGGAGCUGAGGAAAUCUAGACGAACCGUCACCCUUACAUUCGUGGACCCUAAUGGUAUCAAAGUAGAGAUUAUUGAUAUGACAGACAUCAAUGGAGCAAAACCACUUCUUCCACCUUUCAAAAUACCUUUAAAGCCCAUUUAUGGAAUCUGGAAGAUUUUGGCCACCUAUGCAGACACUUUUGAAACCACUGCCACUGCUGAGUUUGAGGUCAAAGAAUAUGUGCUGCCUAGUAUUUCACUCCACAUUCUGCCCGAGGCCAACUACGUCAGUGAGAAGAACUUUGAAUCUUUCCAAUUGAAGAUUUCAGCCAAGUAUUUUGAGACAGAAGAUCCUUCUUGGAUUCAGGAUCCACUUAAACUAAAGGCGGAAUCAUAUGUGUCUGUCAACCAUCGUUACCUGUACAUCAAUUUGCCUGAAUCCUCAGUAUUUGAAGUCGGACAUGACAUUUCCAUCAACGUUUACUUUGAUUUUCGUGACUACCUUUCUCUGAAGACCUUCAGCUACCAGAUCAUUUCCAGAGGAAAGGUUGUGCAGUUUGACACAGUUAAGUGGGGCGGUGUAAAGAAUCAGAACCUCAACAUUAAGAUCACCCCUGACAUGGUGCCGUCUGCUCGGCUAGUGGUGUACUACGUCCUGUAUGGGGAGGAAAAAUCAGAGCUGGUGGCAGACUCCACGUGGAUUGAUGUGAAGGCUAAAUGUGUUAACAAUUUAAACGUAGACAUAUCAACUCCAAACUCACAGUAUAAACCCAAAGAUGAACUCCAAUUAAGAGUGUCAACUAAAAGCAGAGAAGAGUCACUGGUGGCCUUUUCUGCUGUUGAUACGGCCCUGUACAACCUAAAAUCUAAUGACAAGGACCCUCUAAAAAAGGUGCUACAACAUGUUGAGCGAAGUGACUUGGGUUGUGGAAGAGGAGGAGGCAAAAAUAAUGCUGAUGUGUUUGACCGUGUCGGCCUUAUGUUCAUCACCAAUGCAAACGCCAAAACCUCUAGCGCAGAGGGGGUUUGCUCCGACUUGGUUAGGCCAAAGCGUUCAAUUAACCUGGCACAACAGUUUGAAAAAAUGGCCAAACACUAUGGGUUGUACCAGUGUUGCUGCUCCUCUGGGACAGAGAGUAGCCCGGUGCUUGAAACCUGUAAACAUCGUUCAGAGAGAUUGUCUUAUCCUUCACAUUUUAAUAUGCGUCAGAAGGCACGGUGCAAGCAAGCAUUCUCGGACUGUUGCGGCAAAGCUGUGAAUCUCCGUCUAGAGAAUGUGGAUAAUAUCAUACUAAGUCGCACAGCAAUCGACUUUCUGCUGGAUGCGAUGCCAUCUCAGAUUAGGAGCUACUUCCCUGAGAGCUGGUUAUGGGAGGAACACACCAGCAAGUCUGGCUCAGUAAGCAUUAGCAAAAUUAUUCCAGACUCACUGACUACAUGGGAGCUGAAAGCAGUUGGGGUAUUCAGUGAGGGGAUCUGUGUGUCAGAGGAAAAGAUUCAGGUGUCCCAGGACAUUAGUGUGGAUGUGCCCUUGCCUUAUUCCAUGGUUCGUGGAGAGCAGAUUGAGCUCAGAGGUUCAGUCUACAAUCAGCAUUUUUCAAGCACUCCGUUCAGUGUGACCCUGACUGCAACAGAGGGUGUGUGUGUGUUUCGUGGAGCUCAACAGGGGAAAGAUGGAAAGCCACAUGAAAACAAGGGAAAUAUAGCAGGUCGUUCAGUGGCCUUCGUCACGUUCUACAUCAUGGCCUUGGAAGCGAGCACUCAUACGCUCACUUUUACUUUAAAAACUAAAUAUGGCACUGAGAGUGUGGUCAAGAAAUUGAAAGUGGUGCCAGAAGGAAUUAGAAAGGAAAUACAAAGUGGUGGAAGAAUUGAUCCAAAUGGAGUCUUUGGCACAUCCAUGCGGAAGCUUGAGUUAAAAACUGUAAUUCCUCCAAACAUUGUGCCCAAGUCAACUGUGGAUCGUAUUCUAACAGUUAAUGGUGAAGUACUGGGAGAGCUUCUGUCAAUAAUAAAUAACCCAGAAGGUUUAAAACAGUUGACUAACCUGCCAAGGGGAAAUGUAGAGAUGGAGCUUAUGGCUCUCCUGCCAAUCUACUAUGUCUACCACUACCUAGAAAAAGCAGAGAAAUGGGACAUUCUGGGGAAAGAGGCUGCGGCGAGUGAAAAGCAAUUAAAGAGGAAGAUGCAAGCUGGCAUCACCAGCAUCAUGUCAUUUAAGCUGAAGCAUGAAUAUGCCUUUAGCAUGUGGUCGAAGAAGGACAAAUCAGCCAGCACCUGGGUGACGGCCCUCAUAGUCAAGGCUCUUGCUGACAUGCAUGAAUACGUCUCUUUGGAGCCUGAAGUGCUGACCAACACCAUCAACUGGCUGAUUAAAAAUUGUCAGAAUGAUGAUGGCUCCUUCUCUGAAAAAUCACAAACUAAUCCACAUAAACUCAUGGGUGCCGGAGCAGAUGUCACUGAAAAGGCAGUUUUCCUCACAUCUUUUGUCAUGAUUGGAAUUAAAAAUGCCAUGAAGAUCCGAAAUGUUAACUUAGAGGUCUUUAAAAUUGCUAUAGAUCGUGCUGCGCAGUACAUCACCUCUAACUCAAAGAAGAUUGAAAGUUUAUAUGCAAGAGCCAUUGCAUCUUAUGCUCUGACACUGGCAGACAUCCAUAGUAUGUCUGCAGUCGGUCUUUAUGAAAUACUCAAAAAGCAGGCUCAAGUUGAUGAGAACCCAGCCACAGUCCGUUUCUGGCAGGAGUCCAAACUCCGCAAGGAUUCAUUAAAACCCAGUGAUGUGACAGCAAAGUCCGUGGAAACAACCGUUUACGUCCUGCUUAACACUUUAGUCAGAGGUGAUUCCACCUAUGCAAAACCUAUUCUGAACUGGUUAACACAAGACCAGAGAUACGGAGGGGGCGUCCAUUCAACACAGGACAGCAUUCUCACUUUGGAGGCGCUUACCAAGUACAGCAUCUUAGCCAGUCGAGCCACCUUAGACAUGGUGGUUGACAUUGAAUACAAGACUAAAGGUGACAUCAGACGAAUCAGACUAACUCAACAGAAGCCUGUGCAUAAACCAAUUGAGGUGACCAAAAAUGAUGAUAUAAUCAUCAAAACUGCAAUGAGCUCUGGUGUGUCAUUUGCCAGUCUGAGAACAGUGUUCUAUGAGAUGACAGAAAACAAUAAAAAUUGCUAUUUUGAUAUGUCAAUUGACAUUCAUGAAAGUGUCCCAAAUUCAGAUGAUCCUAUGCUUUUGUCACAGCGGAUUGUGGCCUGUGCAAAAUUCAAGCCACAUGAAAAUGCAUUUGAAACGGAGUCAGGAAUCACUGUGAUGGAAAUUAAUUUGCCGACCGGUGUGACCCCAGUCCAGGAAGAUCUAGAUAUGUACCUGAAUGGACUUGAGUCUCGGAUUUCCAACUAUGAAAUCAAUGGCGACCAAGUCAUCCUUCAGAUAGAUUCGAUACCAUCAGAAGAGCUAUACUGUGUGGGUUUCCGUGUUCAAGAGGAAUUUGAAACUGGCAUGGCCAGAGCUUCUGUAUUCGAAGUUUAUGAAUUUAGUAAUCCAGAAAAUAAGUGUGUGAAGUUCUACCACAAACAAAGCCGCAAACUGUUACGACUCUGUGAGGGAGACCAAUGUCAGUGCAUGGCAGCGGAAUGCUGCAACUUUAAAUCCACCAUUGAUCCCCAAAUUACGGCUGUACAGCGUAAAAAUGACAUGUGCAAAGAAAGCAUUAAUUAUGCAUUUAAAGUGUUAAUUGAAUCAUCUGAGGCAGGAGGAGAUUUCGUGACCUACAAAGCGAAAGUUAAAGCAGUGCUCAAGAAAGGACAAACAGACGACCUAAAGACAGAUUCAGAGAUAGAUUUAGUGAAGAAGGCAACUUGCAGUUCAACAAAUUUCGAAGUUGGCAAGCAGUAUCUGAUCAUGACUGCUGAGAGUAUUAAGAUACAAAUGAAUCGUGGUUAUAAGUAUAAAUUUCCUUUGGACUCGCGUGCUUGGGUGGACUGGUGGCCACUUGACACUGACUGCAGAGAUGCUGCCUGCAAACAAUACGCCAGUGUUUUGGAGGAAUUUGAAUUUGAUUUCUUAUUAUCUGGCUGUGAAGAUUAAGUGAUAAAUUGCAUGUCAAUAGAAGAACUAAUUCGUAUGCCUGUUCUUCUAUUCUAUAGCAACAUAAUCUGAAAAAAUAAAUAA
This is a messenger RNA of Sinocyclocheilus grahami, 4661 nucleotides long. RefSeq names its product complement component 5 (gene c5). NCBI's taxonomy places the organism in Eukaryota, Metazoa, Chordata, Actinopteri, Cypriniformes, Cyprinidae. The record is from RefSeq and is a predicted model, not a curated record. Gene Ontology annotation, molecular function: endopeptidase inhibitor activity; protein binding. The transcript is spliced from 38 exons. Bases 60 to 4577 code for a protein of 1505 amino acids. Gene Ontology annotation, cellular component: extracellular region.